AUGUCUCAGCGCAGCAGCUUUGAGACAUUCAUGCAGCAGCACUCUCAUAUCAGAUAUGUAACACCAGAUGCUCCCGAGUAUGCAAUCUUGCGCGAAGCUUAUAUUCUUGACUCUCCCGCUGUGCCAUUCGCCAUUGUCCGGCCACGGGACGCGGAAGAUGUUGCAACGCUUGUCUCCUGGGCUACGUCGGAAGGCGUGGGCAUCACCGUCCGGUCGGGAGGUCAUGACCUCUUCGGACGGUGCUUCGCGCAAGAUGCGCUCGCCAUUGACAUGCGCGAUAUCGACUUCAUAACGGUGGAUUCUUCUGGGAGCUCUGCUACUAUUGGGGGUGGCAUUCUUGCGUUCAAGCUGGCCGAGGAGCUCUCAAAGCAUCACCUGGCUACCGCGUUUGGGUCGUUUGCGACUGUCGGUUACGUUGGCUGGGCUACACAUGGAGGAUAUGGUGCCCUCGAGGCUAAUUACGGCCUAGGUGUCGAUCAAAUCAUCGGUGCGACGUUGGUAAAUCCUCAAGGCGAAUUAGUUACAGCGGACACGGAGAUGCUGGAAGCUAUUCGCGGAGGUGGAGGCUGCCUGGGCGUCAUUGUGGAUUUGACUGUCAAGACUUACCCGCUGAAAGAAGUUUUGGGCGGUGUCAUAGUCUAUAAGUCUCAAGAGCUGUCUGCCACACUGCACAUGUUCUCCAGCGGGUACAAAGCUCUGGCGAAGAACGGACUCCCAAAAUCGCUUGGCAUUCAACAAAGUGUGGUCAACACUCCAUUUGGCAAGGCGCUUGCGGUUGGUUUCCUUUGGAGCUCGGAUGAUAUCGAAACCGGUCGGCAAUGGCUAGAUCAGGUCACUCCACUCGGAGGAGAAGUUGCUCUCAACACGGUCAAGGCCACAACGACACCUGAAUGGAUGGCAAUCUCAACGGAACUGCCCCCAAAAUCUGCAUAUGGCGGCAAUUGUACAAUCAGCGUCAAGGAGAUGACUGAUGAAGUCGUCGCCGUUAUGGCCCAGGAAUUUGCCAAGAUGCCUGACGACCCUGCCACCUUGUUUUCAGCGCAUCAGCUACGUGGUCCCUCAGCAGCGCCCCGGGCAGGAUCCGUCUUUAGUGCACGCACGCCUCACUAUGUAUUUGAGUUCAUCGGUACGACGAGUUCCCCGGACCGAGCCCAGGAGUCAUGGCUGUGGGUUACCGGGUUUCGCGAUGCACUUCGGAAGACGGACCCAGAAAACCUGCUAGAAACAAGUUAUAUCUCCUUGACACCACCGGCGGAAGCUCGCUGCUCUACUAUCUAUGGGUCUCAGUGGCAGCGUCUGGUGGAGCUCAAGAACCGUUACGAUCCGAGGAAUAUUUUCUGUUAUUCCUUAGCCCAGUUCAACUAA
This is a messenger RNA of Neoarthrinium moseri, 1365 nucleotides long. RefSeq lists its product as uncharacterized. The transcript has a single exon. Gene Ontology annotation, molecular function: oxidoreductase activity; FAD binding. The record is from RefSeq and is a predicted model, not a curated record. Bases 1 to 1365 code for a protein of 454 amino acids. NCBI's taxonomy places the organism in Eukaryota, Fungi, Ascomycota, Sordariomycetes, Amphisphaeriales, Apiosporaceae.